GCUCGCUUGCUUCUUGACAUGGGUUUCUGCUCCCAUGAGCUUGUCUUCAUUGUCUUGGAUGGGAACACCCAUUUAGCCGCUUCUUGAUUCUUUGCUUCAGCGAGUUGAAAGACUGGAUUUUUAUUAUCUUCUGCACUGUAGAUUGUCUUGAUGUGAGCGAGUUUGUUCUGCUCCUGUUAUUUCCGUAUUCAAGUCUUGGUAGAAAUACGUGUUUCAUCUGGUUGCUUCUCUUCCGUCGUGAUCUUGCGGUACUUUUACGGCGGGCAUUUCAAUUUAGGCUUUAACUCAUUCAGGGUGGAGCAAGACCCACCAGAGCUUUGUAAUAUAUUGACAACGUGGGAAACAAAGGAUGAAACUUUUCGUUGAUGAACUAAACCUCCUCGUGAUAUCGAAAUCUUCAUAAUAGCCAUAUUUCUCAAAACGAGAUGGAAUUAUAUAUCCUUAUAUUAGGCAGCAAGUUUGCCGUAUUUAUUUAUGAUGGUUACGUGUUGCAGCUUAAGAAGAUGAAGUAUUGCUUAGAAAUUCUUUAAACUUGUGGUGUUGAGUGUUCGAUGUUUAAGGACUUCAAUCCAACAGCAUCAGCAGACACGCAGACAUGCUUAACUGUUGUUAAUUUAGCACAUUUGCAUCACUCAAAUUAUUUUGGUGCAUGAAAGAGUGGCUGCGUUCAAUGAUUGUAUCAAAUUAUUUUGCUGCAAAUGAAUCAAGAUGAUCUUUGCGCUCGAGUUCCUAUUUAACUAAGUUGAAGAUUUGAAGUGUUGGGAAUUAUUAAAGUAAACUUGUCUGGGAGUUGAGCUGCAGCAUUUGAAACACUAUGGUGGUUGAGAUCAAAAAACACAAGAAGAAAUAUGCUUGGAUCAAUACAAUUCUGUCCUUAUAAGAAAUAGCAGGCACGCUAGAGAGUAAUGAUCUGAAAACAGAGUUCUCAUGUGACAAGAUAGUGCUCAACUUAGGGGAGUCAAUGGUCUGUCCUGCCUGUGCUUUAAUGGAAAAGAUGCUUAUAACUGUAACUGGAGAAAAUGAUUGAUGUACUUUGAAAACUUUGGAUCCUCCAAAUAUAUUAAUUCUUCUUCUGUAAAUCCUUGGAACCAUAUAAAAAUUAUUCAAAUGAAACCAGGUCAUCAGACACAUAUCGAAUUACUUCCUGUAGAUCUCUAUCUUGCCACAUUUACAUAAGAUUAGAUGUUUCACUGGAAUCUUAUAGGAGUCAUGCCUUUCUUUCAGAAGUUUAUGCUCUCUAUUAAAAUUCUAUCCCUUCCCCACAACCUAGUUUACAGCUAAUCGUUAAGUUUGCUGCCGUUACACGUUCUUGUUCUUGAAGAGCUUUGAUGAUAGACAAUUCAUAGCUUCAGCUGGCUAUAGUGGACUUCCAUGAGGGGCUUCCUGAAGUAGUGGCAUGAAUCAGAUGCAGUUGCACUGAAACUUUUAAGCUAAUUACAUGUAAGGAGCCGGCAGGUGUCUACAUCUUAUCUGAAAGGUUCUGAAUUCAAGCAAAACAGCUUUCUCUUCCAUUUGAGUAUGCCUCGCUUAGGCAGAGCACGUCGGGAAUUGCAUCUUUCAGUUGCAGAGAGUGACCAAUUUUCCAUAGACUCUGCAGUUAGGAAUUCUGGCGAUGCUGCAAAAUCAGUUUCUGAAAUUGGUGUUGAGAGCUCCAGGGAUUUUACAUCCGUAACUUCCAAUGGACCAGUCCCUAAUUCAAUUCCAGACCAAAAUCAGUCACUGAAUGCCAAGUCGCAAUCUACACCAAAAAGAUCGUCCUUAACUGCGCGAGAGAGACUGAGGGCAGCCCGAGUUCGGAGCCGAUACUCAGAAGCAAAGACAUCUAAAUCAGAAAUGGGUAGCAAAGUAUUGGAUGCUCUCAAAGAGAGUGAUCGUGGGAAGAGGAGAUCCGGGCUUCCGGAAGCCCCUACUAACAUGUUUGACGACAGCAAGCGUGGAAUGCCAAAGGAGGGAUUCACAUUCGAGUUUCCAGGUGGUGUUGAUUUGUUUUUCAUCGUCUUAUCGUUUGUGCUUAUCAGCACAGUGAUGUUCGCAACGACUUACCUUGUGUGGAAAGUCGGUGCCAUCCAUUUUAACGAGUACUAAGGUGGCGGAAAAUAGGAUUUUGGAUUUGUGAGCACAUGGAAGUGGAGAACUAUCCCAGUUGUAGGCACUUGAAAUGCUCUUCCAUGGAUUGAGCAUUCCUACUUAUGGAUGAGAAGAAAUUGUUGGGUUCAACCUUAUGCAGCUUCUGCUAUGUAGAUUAAUGCAUUUAAAUUACCAACUUGAAUCUAGAGGAAUAGAGAAAACUUAGCUGUAUCUUUCAAAAAGUUUGAAUGUGCUCCUAGUCUAUUCUUUUUCUGGUUCUGUGUUGUGAUGUAUCAAUGAUGAUCUCUUCUGGAAUGAGGUCAGCAAGUGUUGUAUUGACAAUGCCUUUAGCUGCUCUUUCUUUGUGGAA
Molecule: messenger RNA, 2437 nt
Organism: Syzygium oleosum
Lineage: Eukaryota; Viridiplantae; Streptophyta; Magnoliopsida; Myrtales; Myrtaceae
Exons: 2
Coding region: 1519-2085 (188 amino acids)
Cellular component (GO): chloroplast thylakoid membrane
Source: RefSeq, a predicted model, not a curated record